This is a messenger RNA of Chlamydomonas reinhardtii, 1559 nucleotides long. RefSeq lists its product as uncharacterized. The record is from RefSeq and is a predicted model, not a curated record. Gene Ontology annotation, biological process: mitochondrial respirasome assembly. The coding region runs from base 276 to 668 and encodes 130 amino acids. The transcript has 5 exons. NCBI's taxonomy places the organism in Eukaryota, Viridiplantae, Chlorophyta, Chlorophyceae, Chlamydomonadales, Chlamydomonadaceae.
GUUCCUAGUACCUCACAUCAUACAUUAUAAACACAUUCUUGCUGGGUCUACUUGUUGUAGCCUACGUGCCCGAUCACCAUUUCGCGUGUGUCCGCCCAGACCUUCUCAUUUAGCUAUACCUGACUGAAUCUAGACCUUCAGUGUGGUUGUCGACCUACUGGAAACACACAGAUAUCCCGGCGCGCCCGUAUACUUGAAGUCGGGGCGUGCGAGACGCACGCGCGCGGCCUCCCACACCACCACUUAGGGCCACGCGCGCCGCGGCCGUGAUCAAGAUGGCCGCAAAGGCUCCGGCUCCGGGGAAAGCAAACAAGGAGGGCUUUGAGCUUUUCCUGGAGCGCGUCAAGCAGGGCAAGGAUGCUAUGUGGAACAAGGAGGAGCUGCUGACGGCUAUGCACUGGCAGAAGCAGGUCACGGCGCUUAUCAUUGGCAUCGUGUGCGGCGUGCUGCCUCUGACCGGCCUCAAUGGAUUCCUAACGUUUGCCAUCGCGCAAGGGCUGUGCACAGUGAUCUUCUACCGUGGUGUGUUGAGAAUCGACGAGGAGCAGCACGGCGGUGUGGCCGAGGUGCUGGUGGAGGGCUUCCCCACCUUCAGCGCAGUGUUCGUGCUGGUGUGGGUGCUCGCCUACAACGUCGCCCACGUACCCUUGUCCGCCACCAUCGUAUAGCGCCAGCAGGCAAAACGUCUCAUACGUCCACACAAGCGGAGCAAGCUCUACUUUGCACACAAAAUGUGACCGCGCAUUUUGUUGUGAGCGUGGUGCCCACGAUUGGGGCACCUGAACAGUUUUCUUGUUAGUCAAGAGUUGACCAGUAGUCUGACCUCGCACAAGGACCUUGCCUUACAUUUGGGACUGAGUGCUUCAAGGCAUGGACGGGCAUUCAUGUGUGAACACAGCCGAUGUGGCCGUUGGAUCCAGAUGGGCGGCGCAAGUCCACCUUGUGCCUUUACCCUGAUCCGUAGCCCGAUGGGCGGCUGCACACGUGUGUCAACCGUCAAUCGCACAAGUUGGUGCACACACAUGCGUCAAUGCCCUGGACGUGCACGGCCGCUGCAAAGCCAGGCCACGCUAAUAUGCUUCAAGGUGCUUGGGCCUCUCGCUCGCUUGCUUAUUGUUUCCCCGCAUAUGCUUGAAAGUUAUUGUGAAAUCCAGACUGACUCGGUACGUGCCAGGCCAACUGGUGUGUGAAGCAUGGGCGUGUCCAGGCUGUCACCGGAAGCGGCCAGCAGCGGGCGAGCCGUGGUGCUGCACGAUGCGCCACGCGCCGUCCUGCUUCUCGAACAGGUUGGUGGCGAUGAUCCUGCGUUGCGACAAGCGUACAUGGAAGGGUGUCGGGAGCACUUAGGAGGCAUGUGCGCGAGGCCGGGAGCCAUGCGGCCGUGACGUGGCGCGUCAGGGCAAGGCGCAAGGCGCGCGGCAUGGGAUGGCAUGGGGACCUGAUGAGCAGGAGACAGGCAGGCAGGGAUGUGAGGUUGCGACCGUGUGCAGCAAGCAGUGUACAGCUGGUGGUGCCGGCCCGGCCUUGUCGUUAGCUUUCAGUUGUAAGAAGAUGCCGAU